Molecule: messenger RNA, 1891 nt
Organism: Chelmon rostratus (copperband butterflyfish)
Lineage: Eukaryota; Metazoa; Chordata; Actinopteri; Chaetodontiformes; Chaetodontidae
Gene: myadma
Product: myeloid associated differentiation marker a
Exons: 2
Coding region: 451-1308 (285 amino acids)
Cellular component (GO): membrane
Source: RefSeq, a predicted model, not a curated record
GCACAGGAACUAAAGAUAAAAAUGGCUUUCUUAUAAUGAAAUGAAGCAUAUUUCUGUGUUGAGGAUGGGGAAAUGAUUGUACAAUCAACCAUCAUGUCUGUUUAACUCUAGUUGCCCCACUGGAAAAUACUGCACACGAGAAGACUUCCUCCCACUGAGGGACUUGACCUGAAGGAAAACCAGGACAGUUUGGCCACUAGAGGGCACCAAUAUCAAAGUGUUCCCACCCUGGAGUUACAAAUCUACCUCCAUUACAGACUGAGGGACUUUCCAGACUCCUUAAAGCUUAAGCAGGCAGACUUCCUGUAUUCCUACCCUGCACAGAAUAUGUGACAAAAAUUGAGUGUGUGACAAGCAGCCAGCACAAGAUCUCACCAUCAGUAUCAAAGACUCAUCUUGACCCUCCCUGGACAACAGACGCCUCCUUCACCACCUGACUGAUUACCCAUCAUGCCACUGAUCGUGUUUCCCACCUCCCACCUGCUAUGGGUGCGUGUAGCUGCCCUGCUGUUCACCUGCGUGGCGUUCAGCGUCGCGGCACACGGAGCCUUGCUGCCACACGGAGGCAUGGCCGACUGGUGCAUCUUCUGCUGGGCGUUCAGCUUCGCCUGCACCCUGCUGGUCCUGCUGGUGGAGCAGUUCGGCCUCCAGGCCCGAGCCCCGGUGUCCUGGGCCAAUUUUCCCAUCACCAUCGCCUGCUACGCCGCCCUCUUCUGCCUCUCCGCCUCUGUCAUCUUCCCAUUAUAUUUUCUCAGGGACCAGCGGUUCUACGGCAACUCUCGCGCCUAUCGCAUCGUCUCCACCAUCUUCUCCUGCUUGGCAGCGGUAGCCUACAUGGGGGAGGUGAGCCUCUCUAAAGCAAGGCCAGGAGAGGUGGCGGGAUACAUGGCAACAGCUCCAGGCCUGCUGAAGGUGUGCCAGACCUUUGUGGCCUGUAUUAUCUUCAUCCUGGUCAGCGACCCUGUGUCAUAUAACCACUAUCCAGCACUUGAGUGGUGCAUGGCGGUGUACUGCAUCUGCUUCAUCCUUUCGAUGGCUGUGGUGGUGCUGUGUGUGGGCGAGUGCACCGGCUGUCUCCCCAUCCCCUUCUCCAAGUUCCUGUCAGCUUACGGGCUCCUGGCGGUUAUCAUGUACUUGACCGCUACCAUCAUCUGGCCCGUGUUCCAGUUUGACAAACAGUACCAGCGUGGAAGCUGGAACAGUAAUCAGUCAAAACUGAUCACUGUGGCGGUGUUCACUGCCCUCAACUUCCUGCUUUACCUCGCUGACCUGGCCUACACUGCCAGACUAGUGUUUGUCACUGUCUAAGAAGAAAAGAGACGACGGAGGGAGACACAUUGAGUGAUGAAGAACAGAAAUAAACAGGAUAAGAGCUUAAACUGCUUCGCAGAAAAGUGUAGCUGACACACAGAACUCCUCCUUUUUUGUGCCUGAUUAUAAAAUGCUGAAAUGAAAUGCAAGGAAAGCCUCCCAAAAAACGCACUUGCAGUAUGUUUAUGUAUGCCCAGAUAUCUGCAAUGACAGUAUUUAACCUCUCAUGUCAACUGACCUGCGCUGAAUGUGCAACACAAGUAUUGCGUGAACGAUGUAAACGUGGGAUUUUGCGUGAUGGUGUGACAGAAACAAAGGCAGCAUGUAAUGCCGUUCAAACCCACUGAAGUCAACACACUGGAACACGGGUGAACAGCAGGAGAGGCGUUUUGGGACGUGGGAAGAAAUGCGUUUGCUGUAUCUGAGACACACAAGCAAAACAAAACAAAGAUUUGUUCAACAUCUUUCUUAUUUUCUUUUGUUUGUAAGGUUUUGGAUAAAAUACUUCAGCUGUCCUUUUGUCUUUCAGUACUGAAACAUGUGAAAGAUGUAAAUAGAGCAAAUAAAGGAAAUGAAAUGG